AUGUCGCGAGCUGUUCAGCUUCCAAUCCCCUGCCCUGUACAGCUUGGUUCAUUGAGGAAUGACUCUCUAGAAGCUCAGUUCCAUGAAUAUGUCAAACAAGGAAACUAUGUUAAAGUGAAAAAAAUUCUGAAGAAAGGAAUUUAUGUUGACACUGUAAAUUCCCUGGGCCAGACAGCACUUUUCACUGCAGCAUUGUUAGGUCUUCCCAAAUUAGUUGAUGUCCUGGUGGAUUAUGGAUCAGACCCAAAUCAUCGCUGCUUUGAUGGAAGUACACCUGUUCAUGCAGCAGCAUUUUCAGGUAAUCAGUGGAUCCUCAGCAAACUGUUGGAUGCAGGUGGUGACCUGAGACUCCAUGAUGAAGACGGCAAAAAACCUCAGACCUGGGCAUUGUCUGGAGGGAAGGAGAGAAGCGCCUCGAUGUUGAAGUUCAUGCACCGCUGUGCCUCCCAUAUGCAGGCAAUCAUUCAGGGAUUUUCUUAUGAUCUGUUGAAGAAGAUUGACUCUCCACAGAGACUCAUCUGUAGCCCAUCCAAAUUUGGAAACCUGAUACAUGGAAACUCUGACAGCUCUCCUAACCGCCUGCUCAAACCUGGAGUUGUUUCUCCCAAAAACAUCUACAGCUUUGGUUUUGGAAAGUUUUAUCUCACAGGAGGGACACAGCUGGCUUAUUUGGGAUCGCUCCCAGUCGUCGGAGAAAAGGAAGUGAUUCAAGCAGAUGAUGAACCAACCUUCUCUUUCUGUAGUGGUCCCUACAUGGUCAUGACAAAUCUGGUGUGGAACGGCAGUAGAGUCACCGUGAAGGAACUGAAUUUUGCAACUCACCAAAACUGCAGUAAGCUUCGGUUUGCUGACUUGUUGAUUGCAGAACAGGAGCAUAGUAGUAAAUUACGCCAUCCCCAUUUGCUGCAGCUGAUGGCCGUGUGUUUGUCUCAGGAUCUAGAAAAAACUCGUCUGGUGUAUGAGCGGAUAAACAUUGGCUCCUUAUACAGCAUCCUUCAUGAAAGGCGUUCACAGUUUCCUGUGUUGCACAUGGAGAUGAUUGUGCAUUUACUCCUCCAGAUUAAUGAUGCACUAAGAUACUUGCACUCCAGAGGAUUUGUGCACCGCUCCCUUAGUUCCUAUGCUAUCCACAUCGUGUCAGCAGGUGAAGCAAGACUGACCAACUUGGAAUACAUGAUAGAAAGUCAGGACAGAGAUGCCCACAAGGACCUGACUCGUGUUCCUAUCCCAGCUUUACUGUAUCGUUGGUCUUCUCCAGAGGUAAUCUUGCAGAAGGCUGCUACAGUCAAAUCAGACAUCUACAGCUUUUGUAUCAUCAUACAAGAAAUCUUAACAGAUACCCUACCCUGGAAUGGUCUAGAAGGCUCAGUUAUUAAGGAAGCUAUAAUUUUGGGGAAUCAUUUGGAGACAGAUGCCAGACUUCCAAAAACCUACUAUGAUGUUGUUAAGACAGGCAUACAGGUCAAACAAAAAGACCGGACUAUGAACCUUCAAGAUAUUCGAUAUAUUCUAAAGAAUGACUUAAAGGAUUUAAUUGAGACCCAGAGAACCCAUCCAGUUGAAAACACAAAUGUUCAGAAAUAUAAAAAGCAUCAUGACAUAAAUAUUUACUUUGGCAUGACAUCAGAAAAUAAGAGAGAGACCCUUGAUUUGGAAGUCCGGGAGCUGAAGGAAACAGGCUGUCAGCCCGAUUCACCACAAUGUCACUCAGCUUUACCUGAAAAAGCAGCGCUGGAUUGUGAGGUUUUGCAUCACAGUGUGACAGCUAAGGAAACUGGGGGUCAGGAUACUACAUCUGAAUUGGCCAGGGCUUGUAGCCCAAGCUGUGUUGAUGAGAGCCUCCGAAGUUUCGAAAUAAAUGAAAUCUACUCUUGUUACUUGGAUACAUGUGACAAUGAUUUGGGAGAAAUUACUACAUCAGAUAUAUUUUUAGGAAAUGGAAAAAACCAAGGGGAGGAACCUAAGUCCAUAAUGGAAGAGUCACCUGAAAUAAACAAAGCUUCACACUCAGAUUAUAGCGAGGACGAUGCUAUUUCUGAAACAGGCACAGAGUCAUCCUCUGAGGACUGGGAGCCUCUCAAUGAUACUUUCAAUUCAUAUGUACAAGAGGUGAGCAGGGAAACGAAGCCAGACAUGAGCAGCAAGUCUAGAACAGAGCACUACAUCAGUAAAUGUGUUCUUAACUUGAAGAUCUCUCAGACAUUAAUGCAGCAGGUGACUGAAUCCCUGCAAAACGCAGAAGAGAAGAUAGGCAAACUAGAGAUGAUGCGAAGGCAACAGGAGCAGCAGAUGUCCUCCUCAUGGGCUGCCCUAAAAUUUUGUGCAAGGGGUCAUGACCUAUCAACUGUGUGGGCUGCCUGUGGGCCCCCAGCAAAGUGCUACGUCCCUCCCUCCACACAGGCACCAGGACAGCAUCCUGGCUGUGUUGAUCGUUUCCAGAACUUGGUGAAGACAGCUCAAGCAAUGAGAGAAUUCCAGGGCAUGGGUCUUGGAGGCAUUGGCCAAAGGCACAAGAGAAGAGGUGGUCACAGAUGGAAACCUUUUGAGUCUGUCCCUGAAGAAAGUAUUGGAGACCAGGCAGAAAAGAACCACCAGCUGUCAGCCUUUUGUGGAGUCAAUAGACAGUGCACAAAUGUUAAGUUACAGUACCCACAAGGAGAUGACGAGAAUUUGGAAGUUAUUGACAGAAACCGUGAUACAGUCAGGAUGAGCAUGGAAUCAGUAUCAUCUGAAUGCUAUAAUUCAAAGACGAGAAAUGAUGACAGAGAAGCACGAUUAAAAUGGACAACGGAAGUGAAAGAAAUGGCUGAAAAGGCAGCUAGUGGACAGCUUGGAAGUCUUCUUUGGUCUCCUCAGAGCAACGUCACUUCAAAUAGUGAGAUAGAAAAUGAAUCUGAACCAAUGCAGCAGUCUUCUCCUAGGGACCUAAUGAAUACUGACUGCCACCAGGCCAAUCCUCCCAGAGAUCAUGAUGAUCCAGGAAGAAAGGACAAAUGUGAGAAAAUCAUCCACAAUGAUUCCGACAGUGAGGGGGAGGCUGAGUUCCAAAAUGUAAUAGGCACAAGACAUCACUUGCCAAGAAAGAAAAAGCAUCGAGAACAUGGAGGAGUCUUUCACAAGCAUUCUGACUCUACUGAAGGAAUUGAGAAGCUCCGUAGUGAGCAUUCUAUGGAAUCACCUUGCUCAGUAGAUUCUUCUGAAGAUGUAACAGAUGAAUUUCUAACCCCUGAUCCUGAUUACUUUUACACCCCAACUGUUGAAGAACAUUUAAAAGUUAAGGUAAAAGUUAAAUCCCAGACUUUAAGUCAUGAAGAAGAUGACAUGGAAAUCACACAAGAAGUCUGUGGUGCCCAAAAACAAGACUUCGGUGAUAUGUGGUCAGGUGGAGAAAGGUUUCAAGUGAUUGAAAAAGUCCUUGGAAAUAAGUCUGAGUGUGUAACAGAACUUCAGUUCACACCCAUAAGAUCAUUGAUAGAUAUUCAGGAAUUGUCCAGUAUUUCAUGGGACCAAGGAAGCUCCUGUAAGGAAAUCCCCUGCAAAACACCCAGAACAAGCCAUGGACCAACCAGUGUCAGCACUCCACUCAGCCCAGUAGCAGGGGCAGCUUCAUCAGUCAUCACUCCAUAUAACGACUAUUCUGGAGGAAGCUCAUCCCAAGCCCAGGAGACCUCUUGCUGGGACAGCCAGAAAUCCAUUAGGACAAUGUCAAAUACAUUCACGACAGCCAGCAGUAAAAAGGGCAGGAGAACUGAUUGCUUCUCCUGCCCCUCUAAAAUGCCUUCUUUUGGAUUGACAGACCAUGGUAGUUUGCCCACAUUCAGUGAACCUGGUUCUUCUAUCACCAAGGCCAAAGCAGAAUCUAGGAAACUACUCCUUGCCACUCAGCAAAGCAGACCACAGAAAGAGAGAGCAGAUUCUCCUUCACCAGAGUGUAUUGAUGAACUACCUCCACCUUCCCAGGAAUUUCUUGAUGAAAUAGAGCACUUGAAGCAGCAAAAUAUUUCUUCCUCAGUGUUUGAUGAGGACGGGUCAAGUUACUGUGGUCUGACGUUAAAUGCUCUAGAUCAAAGGCAUUUAGAAGAAAAGCUAAUUCCAAAUAAAGGAGAAGAUGGCAGUAUACUUUGGACCAAAGAAACCCUGUACCUAACAGAAGAAACAGACAGGGCUCACUCUACUCUGGAUGAGGACUUGGAAAAAUGGCUGUCUGAGCCAUCUGAGAUCAAGAAGCUUCAAGAAGGUCUUACAGACAGCCCUGCAAGGGAGACAAGUGUAACAACUCAAGAAGUUGGUGAAAAGAAGAAAAAGGAGGAAGAAGGGGCUAAGGCAGAGAGAAGGAAAACAGACAGCUUUCCUGGGAGCCCUGAAGAUCAGGAAGAACUGAAACCUGGUUUGUGGCAUUGCCUGGGUUGGACCCAGCCAUCCAGGAUAAUCGUUCUGGAUCAGAGCAACAACUCAGACUAAUCUGAAUGAGAUAGUAGAUAAGCUUCCAGUAUGUUUUUGUGUUCUCCCUGUUGCACACUCCCUGCCUGUGGUUGGCCAUGAUCCUUACAAUGACCCUCAUCAAAUCCUCUUGCAGUUGGUGGUGCUUGGACUUAUCUCUUCACUAUAAUAACAGACAUGAGGGAUGUACCUGGAUCCAUUUGCUGGUACAUAGAGCCUUGUUCUUUAGUCUCAGUUUACUGGUGAAAGAGAGUUUGGAGUAUAAAAGUUUUCUUGUGGGUCUGUAAAUUUGAUGCUGUGCCUGGCAGUGGCUCCUGGUUUUAUGAUGGUGGGAUGAAUCAAAAGUUUACUGUUGGUUGAUGUGUAAUAAAUGUUCCUUGUUAAACAU
Messenger RNA from Trichosurus vulpecula (common brushtail), 4828 nucleotides. RefSeq names its product testis expressed 14, intercellular bridge forming factor (gene TEX14). Gene Ontology annotation, molecular function: ATP binding; protein binding; protein kinase activity. Gene Ontology annotation, biological process: mitotic spindle assembly checkpoint signaling; protein phosphorylation; intercellular bridge organization. The transcript has 30 exons. NCBI's taxonomy places the organism in Eukaryota, Metazoa, Chordata, Mammalia, Diprotodontia, Phalangeridae. Bases 1 to 4461 code for a protein of 1486 amino acids. The record is from RefSeq and is a predicted model, not a curated record. Gene Ontology annotation, cellular component: intercellular bridge; midbody; kinetochore.